This is a messenger RNA of Cladocopium goreaui, 696 nucleotides long. The record is from the annotation of a GenBank genome assembly. NCBI's taxonomy places the organism in Eukaryota, Dinophyceae, Suessiales, Symbiodiniaceae.
AUGGCGCUCCGUGUUGAUUCGCCUUACAUCGUUGUCCCGGUGCCCGAUCCCCACUUGUGGCAAUGGUUUCUGUGGCAAACUUGGUUGCCAUUCCACAUCGCCAUGGCUUUGCAUCGGUGCAUGCCAUGCCAAUGGUCUGGCUUUCAUGAUGGGCCCCGUCCGCAGUCAUGGCAAGCCUGGGGCGCACCCCCUUCCAGCCCUGCGGGUGGCUCACCUGUGAAGCUGUCUUUGGAGCGCUACCUGUUCUUUCCCGAUCAGAUUUUGCCGUCUGCUCCAAAUUCUCCACAGGCCUUGUGCGUGGCGAUGGACAAAAGCAAGAAACGACUUUCCCAAGGCCAACUUGAUCAAGGGCCGAGUUUUGACGACGAGUUGUUGGAACAUGGCAUGCAGGACGGUAUGGUGUGCUUUUGUCUGAUGGUGGCAAGAUCGCAGUUUGCCCUUGUCAUCUGCAGCCUCUGCAUGGAAGAAGACAUUGCUUGCUCAACGACUUGCAGUGCCAUUGGAGGUGAGAAGUUGCUUGACGUCGGUAGCAGUGUGCGCCUGUUCGGCCUCUCCAACAACGCUCUGAAUGGCUUUGAAGGCACCAUUGUCACCAACCGGGGCUCCAAUCACAGGUAUGGAGUUCGGCUUUCAAAUGACCGAUGCGUUUCGAUUCGCGAUCGCAACCUGGUGCAGAUUGAUGAACUGAUGACAUAG